AUGUCUACCAGAAUGAAAUUUUUAUUUCUUUUCGUUGCUUGCUUCGUUUUUGCUGCUUACGCUGAUGAUAUCGUAAUUAAAGUGGGCAAUUUGAAAUAUGAUCCUCAAACUUUGGUUUUCACUUGGCUUUCUGAUGGAACUCAGCACGAUGUCGUCCAAUCUGACUCUGAAGGUUCUUGUGAAGCAUCCACCAAAAUUACUAAUGCUAUCAAAACUGAUUUAAAAUCAUCGGGAACUUGGAACUACACUAUUACCGAAGAUGCCAAUACAAAAAUUUAUUAUUUCUGCAGUUAUUUAAGCCAUUGUCUAAGUGGUAUGACAGGUACUAUUAAUGUAGUUAGUAGUGAUACUACUUCCACUGCCACCUCCACUGGUACAGGUUCAGGUCCGCCGCCUUCAUCCUCCACUGGUACAGGUUCAGGUUCGCCGCCUUCAUCCUCCACUGGUACAGGUUCAGGUUCGCCGCCUCCAUCAGGAAGAGCUCCAUUAGGAACUACAUCAGGAUCUUCAACAGGAAUUCCAACAGGAGCUACAUCAACAACACAAACAAAUUCAGCAGUAUCCUUCAAUUCAAUCACUGCGGCUACUUUAUUGGUAUUUGUAUCAAGUCUGAUCAUGACCGCUUCUUUGUUAUAA
Messenger RNA from Diversispora eburnea, 636 nucleotides. NCBI's taxonomy places the organism in Eukaryota, Fungi, Glomeromycota, Glomeromycetes, Diversisporales, Diversisporaceae. The record is from the annotation of a GenBank genome assembly.